This is a messenger RNA of Armigeres subalbatus, 1532 nucleotides long. RefSeq names its product NAD-dependent protein deacetylase Sirt6-like. The transcript has 4 exons. Gene Ontology annotation, cellular component: nucleus. Gene Ontology annotation, biological process: negative regulation of transcription by RNA polymerase II. Bases 7 to 1173 code for a protein of 388 amino acids. Lineage: Eukaryota; Metazoa; Arthropoda; Insecta; Diptera; Culicidae. The record is from RefSeq and is a predicted model, not a curated record. Gene Ontology annotation, molecular function: histone H3K9 deacetylase activity, NAD-dependent; NAD+ binding; transcription corepressor activity.
UUUUUUAUGUACAUAAAUGUACAUAAAAAAAAUCUUGGUUUACUUCUGUGCUUCGUUACAGGAAUAAGCAUGUCAUGUAAUUAUGCUGAUGGACUAUCCGAUUACCAAAAUAAAGGUGUCCUGGGAGUUCCCGAAAUAUUCGACGACGAUGAAAUUGUGGAAAAAAAAUGUGAACAACUGGCCAAAUUAAUUCUGAGUGCCAAACAUGUUGUGGUUCACACCGGAGCUGGAAUCAGUACCAGUGCUGGUAUUCCGGAUUUCCGGGGACCUAAAGGGGUAUGGACAUUGGAAAAGAAGGGUGAAAAACCUUCAAUAAAUGUAUCUUUCGAUGAAGCUCUGCCUACCAAAACUCACAUGGGACUCAAAACGCUGGUUGAGGCUGGAUUUGUGAAAUACAUCAUCAGCCAAAAUAUCGAUGGGCUGCAUCUGCGGUCAGGACUGCAACGCAAAUAUCUGGCUGAGUUACACGGCAACAUGUUCAUCGAGCAGUGCCUCAAAUGCAGACGGCAAUAUGUCAGAAACAAACCGGCACCAACCGUUGGGAAGAAACUAACCGGGGAGCUAUGCAAGGGAACAAAGAACUCCCGAGCAUGCCGGGGAGGCAAUCUCAUAGACAACAUUCUGGAUUGGGAGCACGAUCUACCGGAGAGUGAUCUGGAUUUGGCAUUUAUGCAUUCCACAUUGGCGGAUUUGAAUAUUUGCCUCGGGACAACGCUGCAGAUCGUUCCUAGUGGCAAUCUGCCACUUCGGAAUAAGCGUUAUGGUGGUAAAUUAGUGAUAUGCAACUUGCAACCGACGAAGCAUGACAAGAGAGCCGAUCUAAAAAUAUCAACCUAUGUAGACACAAUUAUCGAGAAGAUUGCUAAACGUUUAGGAGUGGAAAUUCCAAACUACACAAAGGAAUUGGACCCCACCAAAGCGGAACCGUGUUCGUUGGAGUGGACUAUUUCUACUGAAGACGUCAAACACUUGGACAAACAUUAUUCGAAGACUAUUCGCGAACUUUCUAAGAAAAACAAGAAGGGUUCCAAUGACGGUAACUGCAAGGAGGAAGACGUUGACGAUUUUGACUUCAAAAACAAAAAGUUCAAGAAGGAAAAAACGGAAAACAAGGAAGCAAAAGAUGAUGAUGCUGAAGUGAAGUCAGAAUCGAACGUUGUUUCUGGUGAAUAAACAUUCAUAGCUAUUUCUAUAUUUUGACAAGGUAGGUAACUUUUAUCCGAACUGUUUCAUAGUUUGACGACAAAACUAGGUUUAGGCUAUCUUGAAGUAUGAUGAAGCGUGAUAUAACUGCGGAUUAUGAUAAUUACUCAAAAUGGUCGUCAAGGACUCGUUAUUUGUACUUAUCUUCCAGUCCAGCUUCCAUUGCGCUAUCAGUUUAUUUCACGUUUCAGUAUCCAAAUUCUCCUUACUUUAGAAAAGAAUAAUAUUGUAACUUUCUUCAGUCAUGAAUUAGAUGUGUACAUAACAAGAAAUAUGUUUAAAAAUAUAAUCUGAAAAGAGGAAUACAAACGAUAAUUGCAUUCAGCUAC